GAGAGAGAGAGAGAGAGAGAGAGAGAAAAGCCCGCAAGGAAAAGAGCGCGUCUCCUUGACGCGUCUGCCGGGGCUCCCGGCGGAAGGGAGCGGGGUCCCCAGCCUGAGGCUGCCCAAACACGCGGCCCUCCCCUUCAGAUCAUCGACCGCCACCUCCUGCCUAAAACCCUUUGGGGCGAAGGGGGAGGAUCGCUUGGAGAGCCUCCCGAGGAGAAUGGGCGAGGAGGUGGCUGCGUUCACACAACCGGGGUAACCAGGUCGUUUGAAGGUUAACCUGCCGGUUGUGGGCAGCGUCUGCCUGGGACCCCUCCCUCCCUCCCUCCCUCCAGGCUGCCCCGGAAGACUGCAAGGGAGCCGCGCUCUUUUCUCUCCCCUUCGCGGAGACAGAGUUGGGCUUUGUUUGAGGACCAGGACGGGACUCGAACUAGGGGCAGCCCCGAAGCUACUUGUUCUUAGCGGACGUCAGGUUGGAAGCGCCCGGGGGCGCGUGGUUGGAGGGCGAUGCUGCUGCCCCGGGCGCCCCUCUUGCUCUUGGGAGCGGUGCUGGGGUCCUUUACGCCGCGCGGCUUUUGCGGCUCUCCCUCACACUCCCUGAGCUACUUCUACCUGCAUCUGCCAGAGCCCAGCCAGGGGCUGCCCAAGUUCUCCAUUAGGAGCUACUUGGAUGACCAGCCGAUCGCUCGCUAUGACAACCUCACCAGGAAGAUGGAGCCUCUGGUGCUCUGGAUGGAGGAGAUGGACAAGAAGGCCUUUCUGUCCCCUGAGUGGGUGUUCAGAACCGAUCCGAAGUUAUCAAAAUGGGAUCACCGUGCUGGAGGGCUUCACACCUGGCAGGUGGUUUUGGGCUGCGAGCUCAUGGACGACGGGAGCAAAGGAGGGUUUUUCCGCUAUGGCUACGACGGGAUGGACUUCAUCAGCUUCGACAAGGAGACCCUUAGAUGGGUGCCAGCUCAGCCCCAGGCCAGGAAGCUCAAGCGGAAGUGGGAGGAUGACCCAGGAUGGUCUGAGAGAAACAAAUUCUUCCUGGAGGAGACCUGCAUUGAGUGGCUGCAGAGAUACCUGUCCUACAGGAACAAGACUCUGCAGAGGAUCGAGCCCCCAGUGGGGGAGGUGACUCGCAAGGUGGUUGAUGUCAGCCUGGAGAUCCUCAUCUGCCAGGCCUUUGGCUUCUACCCCAAGGAGAUCCAGGCCAACUGGACGAGGGAUGGGGAGAUCUGGGAACACAAGACCCUCCCUAGGAACGUGGCCCCCAACUCGGAUGGGACCUAUUAUCUCUGGCUCGGCAUCGAGAUCGACCCCAAGGAGAGGGACCAUUUUCGGUGUCACCUGGAGCACAAGGGCCUGCAGGAGCCCCUGAUCUUGGCAUUUAAACAGAAGGAAAUAGAUGCGUGGAAGAUUAUUGUGGGAAUUGUGGUUCCCGUAGUCUUGCUUGUCUUGGGACUUGUAAUUUUCUUCCUGAACCGCCGGUGUAAGAAACACGGAAAUAAUCUCUAUGAGGAAGUGGCACCCUGCAAUGAUCCGACUCCUUCACAAAGCGUUCCUUCUUCUCCCGUGCACGAUACAGACGACGAGACGCAAUCACUGUUGUCGCCGCAAACGUCAGGGGCAUCCUACGGAUUGCAAAGCACUCGGAGUUUCCCAGGAGCCAUUGCGUCGCCAGGGUGCAGCCAAGAAAGAAUGGGGCAUUCCAAAUCGAAAACGUGGGAUGGAUGUAUUACCAAAUCUCUCCAGGCUAGGGCCAAACAAAGACCAGCCCUAGACCUAAACCACGAAAGUCCUCCAGAAGAUCAGUAAACCACAAAACAAAACAAAACAAAACAAAACAAAAAA
Messenger RNA from Crotalus tigris (Tiger rattlesnake), 1830 nucleotides. RefSeq names its product zinc-alpha-2-glycoprotein-like. NCBI's taxonomy places the organism in Eukaryota, Metazoa, Chordata, Lepidosauria, Squamata, Viperidae. Gene Ontology annotation, biological process: immune response. The record is from RefSeq and is a predicted model, not a curated record. The coding region runs from base 502 to 1794 and encodes 430 amino acids. The transcript has 7 exons. Gene Ontology annotation, cellular component: external side of plasma membrane.